AUGGGUUGCAAAGGGCUCUGCAGAAUUACCACGGGAUUUCAGGGCGCCUUGACCGGCAUCGGCGUUGAAGAUGUUGCCCCGUACGUGAAGGAGUACUUCAAGAAGAGCAUCGAGGCCGUUAAAGGAGUCAACAAGUGGUCUGGUUGGAAGGUCGCUGUGAGCGCAGAGCCGGUUCCAUCAGCAGAGCUGCAUGAUUGCAACGAUAUCGACCCGCCUCCGUCCAGCGUCGGCUCACAGUCGUCAAUAUCCAGCAACGAGUCGUCAACACUUUGCGUCGAGUCAUUGGCGUCGAGCGUCGGGUCGGCAACCUCUCACUUCGACGCGGUUGCGACGCGGUACUAUCUAGUCGGCAGACCUCACUUCAUGGCUCCCGGAAUGGUCGGGCGUGACACUCAUGGAUAUGUGGCAUAUGAUCCAGAACGGGACAUUUUCAUGUUUCUCAAGAAUGCGUGGCGUAUUGACCUUCCCGGAAUUGAGAAGGAGGGAGAAAUGCUGGCGCUUCUCAACCGGAAGGGAGUCAAAUUUGUCCCAAUGCUCGCCUGUCAUGGUGAUGUCUCCAAUAAUGUUCGAUCUGCGUCCAUGAGACAAUUCCAGCCACAGAGAACAGUUACGCAAACGUUUUGGAAGUCGCCUGUUGGACCUGUGCCAAGACAACCCUAUGUGAACGCAUGCCCACUAUCGCCUUGUCGUCGCUAA
This is a messenger RNA of Fibroporia radiculosa, 696 nucleotides long. RefSeq lists its product as uncharacterized. The transcript has a single exon. Lineage: Eukaryota; Fungi; Basidiomycota; Agaricomycetes; Polyporales; Fibroporiaceae. The coding region runs from base 1 to 696 and encodes 231 amino acids. The record is from RefSeq and is a predicted model, not a curated record.